Molecule: messenger RNA, 483 nt
Organism: Penicillium mononematosum
Lineage: Eukaryota; Fungi; Ascomycota; Eurotiomycetes; Eurotiales; Aspergillaceae
Exons: 1
Coding region: 1-483 (160 amino acids)
Source: RefSeq, a predicted model, not a curated record
AUGCCCCAAGCCCCCCCAUACCCCGACACAUACAAAGAAGUGGCAGCGUCAUACCCACCUCGACAAACCAUCGAACACAGCAUGAGCGGAGACAGCACCCUGCAGGUCAGUGACCGGGACUGCACACUCGAGUUUAGCGACCGGGACUGCAACCUGGAGGUCAAUCAAUAUCCCGACGACAAACACACAGAUAAGCAGGCUGAGGCUGGAGCUGGCGUCGGAGCCGGAGCUGCAGACAGAAACCAGGCAGAUUCAAGUGGUCGGCAGUCUGCAGCAGCUACGGAAGGGAAGCAAGAUUUGGAGUCACAUUCUGUGACGGGGACGGUCAUGCGCCAUAAGUCUCGUCGGCGGGAGUGGAUCAUCUUUGGUUCGGCUAUGGUGGCUGUUGUUCUUCUGGUUGUUAUUAUUGUUCCUUCCGUAAUCUUUGGGAUUCGUCAGUCUAGGCCACAGUAUAAUCCGCCCAAGAAUCCGUAUAUUUCAUGA